This is a messenger RNA of Drosophila yakuba, 761 nucleotides long. RefSeq lists its product as uncharacterized. The transcript has a single exon. The coding region runs from base 124 to 759 and encodes 211 amino acids. Lineage: Eukaryota; Metazoa; Arthropoda; Insecta; Diptera; Drosophilidae. The record is from RefSeq and is a predicted model, not a curated record.
AACCCUUUGAAAUCAUUUCAAUUACCUUGAAUCUAAGGCAUCCAUAUAUUUUAAGUCUAAAUUUCCGGUUUAGAACAUAAGCUAUCCUACCGUUGCGAUUCCACCACUGACCAACCCAGCCCAAUGCCCCCCAACUGGUAUUUAUUGAAAACGACCGGGUCGACGACCAGGGCUAACACCUAUGUUCGGAAGUUCACGAAAGGAUCAGAGCGAAGCGGAGUGAUCAAUAUGAUAGCCAAAGUACCAAAGAAGACGGGUGCCGCGAUAAAGAUCGCGGAUUUGGAUGGGAUGUCGUAUAUGUCCUCUUCUUCUCGCAAGAGCAAAGUAUCGCGCCGCCGAUCCGAUCAAUUGAAAGAGUCCAAGAAUGUCCGCAACGUCGACGUUGUCUGUCCAAUGCAACCCAGUUCCAAGCCCAUCGAGGAGCCCGUUGUUCGGGACUCUCCACAAAUGCGAGAGUUCUUUAAGGAAGUGCGUCAGCGGCAGCUCAAGGAUUACUAUCUCCAGAUGAAGGCGGCUCAAAGAAAUCCCGUGGAUUUUGGUCAGCUUAAGCGGGAUAAAAAGGAUCUCACCAAAAACGUUUACUGCACGGGGGAUGAACAAUUGAGGUUCCAAGAUUGUGAUCGGCAUAGGGAUCUCACCUGGUUGUGGAACUCCUCCGCCGCAUAUCCUCACUCUGCACUGAGUUGUGGAUGCAGCAGAGGUGUCUCCAGCCACUUGGAAACUUUAUCCAAGCUGCACAAUAUAACAUGUUCCAUCUAAAA